Pelodiscus sinensis (Chinese soft-shelled turtle) is the source of this 4690-nucleotide messenger RNA. It is a transcript of the gene ZNF644, whose product is annotated as zinc finger protein 644. Gene Ontology annotation, biological process: regulation of transcription by RNA polymerase II. The record is from RefSeq and is a predicted model, not a curated record. Gene Ontology annotation, molecular function: RNA polymerase II cis-regulatory region sequence-specific DNA binding; DNA-binding transcription factor activity, RNA polymerase II-specific. Gene Ontology annotation, cellular component: nucleus. Lineage: Eukaryota; Metazoa; Chordata; Testudines; Trionychidae.
CGGGCCGGACACAAAGGGCUGUGCCGAGGAGGGUUUUGUUCGGUCACAUGAAGCGGCGCAGCCAGUGAGCGAGGAGCUGGGAGGGGGAGCGGGGCCGCCGCCAUUGCCAGGCGCUGAGGAGCUGGGGGAACCCGGUGUCGCCUCAGGGCGCGGGAUUGCCGGCCGGCAGGGCCGAGAGGCGCAGGGAGUGGAGGUUUGCUUUAAGUCAGACCUCCUAGCUUGAUACAAAUAAAACAGACAAAGAGGCAGCAUUGCAGGGAGCAGGUGGCUCCAUGGGAGUGAAUACUCAUGGGGAGCCUUGAAGGAGUUGAGGAGCGACUGUGAGGACAUCUGUAAAACUGGUGGGACUCCAGGAGACACGGCUAGUCAAAAAAAAAAAAUUGGCUCUUGUGCACAUAAUUUGUGUGCACCAGAGGUGGAAUCAAAUAUGGAUAAGACAUCUUAAAGAGCCAUUGCUGUUAAAGAGCAAAAUGGCAUAACUCCAGUAUCAACCAAAGAAAGUAUCAAGUUACUAGAUAUGUGUCAAUAUGAACUGAAGAAAGAAUUUUCGUUUGGAGCUUAAUGGAACGUCCCUUUGAAAAAUCCCAAAAACAUGACAAACGUCAGCUAAAUAUAAAUGUGCUCAAUAGACAGACCAGCAAUAUGGAUGGUUCAAAGAUAAAUACUGAGAUUACUGGUGCUAAAGAAGGACUCCUAGAUGACAGCAAUUUCAUCUCUGAGGGAAAAGGAGGCAUUCCUAAAUCACAAGAAAGUGAAACCUCAUUUCAGAAAAACAAUAUAUUGACUCUGUCAGAAGACCUGUCAAGGGACAGAUCCGAAAAAGCCUUAAGUGGAGGCCAGCAGUCUCUAUUUAUACAUACUGGUGCUCCUACUGUUUCUACGGAAAACUUUAUCUUGCCUACAGGAACUGCUGUUAAUGGACCAGUUUCACACUCCACCUUAACUAAAACUUCCAUUAUGAAUAAAGGCAAUGUUUCAUUAACUACUGGACAACCUGUGAGUCAUACAGAUUCCUGCUCAACAUUGCCAGUCAUGCAUGAUCUUCAGCUGCCCGCAAAGAGUACAACACAGAAAUCAAGUCAACACCAAGUGUUAUUUUUGUUACCUGAUGUAGCACAGGCUAAGAACCUGACUCAUUCCAUUAAAAAUCUACCUACCUCUGCUUCAGUUGGUUGUGAUACACAGAAAUCUAUAGGAAAUAGUGUGAAAUCAGAUAGCACUUUAAUAAACCAAGUAGAAGUGUGUGAGGAUAGCAAAAGUUUACUAGUAGAUGAAGAUUGUGUUAAUACAUUAACAGGAAUUUCCUCAGGUACAGGUGGUUUCAGAUCAGGAAAUGAUACAAACUGGGAUCCACAAAAAGAGUUCAUACAGUUUCUUAUGACAAAUGAAGAAACAAUAGAGACGUCUCCAGUUCACUGUAAAGUAGGUCUAGAGAAAAAGCGAAAAAGAAAAAUGGAUGUUAGCAAGAUAACACGUUAUACAGAGGACUGUUAUGAUACAGAUUAUAUUCCCAGUAAAUCAAAAUUACUAAAUGUUGACUAUUUAGAGCAGAGUGAGGAUCUAGAAAUAGUAGAACCACAUAAAUAUGCAUUAACAAAAGUGAAGCCUGAAUCAAUGGAUGAGGAGUUAGAAGCUGUUGAUGCUAUCCAACAAUUGAUUUAUAGUCCUACUAACAAAUGUGCAGAAGAUACUUCUCCGGUUCACACUAGCACUUUUCUUUCUAGUACUUUAAAAAGCAAAUGUGAACAGAAUGAUUCAGAAUCACCAUCUACUUUUAGUACUGAUGAGCCAUCAUUUUAUCCUUGUACUAAGUGCAAUGUGAAUUUUAGGGAGAAGAAACAUCUGCAUAGACAUAUGAUGUAUCAUUUGGAUGGGAAUAGUCACUUCCGUCAUCUCAAUGUCCCAAGGCCCUAUGCAUGUAGGGAAUGUGGACGGACAUUUCGAGAUCGUAAUUCACUUCUUAAACAUAUGAUAAUUCACCAGGAAAGAAGGCAGAAACUGAUGGAAGAAAUCCGAGAGCUGAAAGAACUUCAGGAUGAGGGUAGAAGUGCACGAUUACAGUGUCCACAAUGUGUUUUUGGUACCAAUUGUCCCAAAACAUUUGUGCAGCAUGCUAAAACCCAUGAAAAGGAUAAAAGAUAUUACUGUUGUGAGGAAUGCAAUUUCAUGGCUGUAACAGAAAAUGAACUGGAAUGCCAUAGAGGGAUUGCUCAUGGAGCAAUGGUGAAGUGUUCAAUUAUCAGUAGUGAUAUGUCCCAGAGAAAAACACAGAAAAAGACUUCAGUGAAAGAUCCAUAUAUAGGGUCAUCAAAAAAGUCAACCACAUAUAUGUGCAAAAUGUGUCCAUUUACUACAUCAGCCAGAAGCAUUUUAAAAAAACACAUGGAAUACUUACAUCCAACAUCAUGUAUUAGUCCAUUUAGUAGCCAUCUUAGAUUAGAAAAAAGGAAAAGUAGCAUAAUUGAAGAACCUUUAGAUUUUGGCAGCAGAACUAAACAAUUGAUCAAACAAUCAUCUACAUUUCCAAAGAAUUCUGUUUUAAAGCAAGAUGUAAAAAGAUCAUUUGGCUCAGCUUCACAAUCCAGUAACUUUGCAAAACUUCACAAGAGACCCCACAGGAUACAGAAGGCUCGGAAAAGCGUUUCACAGUCAGCUGUAAGUGUGUGCAAUCUAAAAUCUCCAAACAAGACUAUUUUGAUUAAAAAUAGCAUUGACCAAAAACCUAAAUAUUUCCAUCAAACAGCAAAACAAAAAGCUAGUGUCAAAACAAGCAGUAAUUAUUUAUAUAGACACAAAUAUGAAAACUACAGAAUGAUUAAAAAAUCUAGUGAUCCUUAUCCUUUACAUUUUAAAAAGGAAGAGUCCAGCUCUGUUAGUUCUUUACAUUUAUUUUCAUCAUCAAAUAGUCCCCAUAAUAAUUGUUUUAUCAUGGAUUCUCCUAAUCUUGAUUCCAAAAGGUCAGAAGGCUAUAAAGACCAUAGGCGUGUAGCUGUAAAAAGAGUGGUUAAAGAGUCUAAGAGGGAAGGCUCUGUUACAGGAGAUGAUUUGGAUUGCUAUCCAGAUUUUCUACAUAAAAUGACUGUUGUUGUUUUACAGAAACUUAACUCUGCUGAAAAAGACAGCUAUGAAACGGAGGACGAAAGUUCAUGGGAUAAUGUUGAACUAUGUGAUUACACUGCACAAUCUAUGGAGGAUGAUUCUUACACUGAUAUUAAUCAGGAUCAUGUAAACCUCUUCCCUUUAUUCAAAGGUAAAAUAGAGGAUCAAGAAGCUGGUGAUAAAUCCUCUCUUCAUUAUGAGCAGAAUGAUGGUUUUUAUUUUGAGUAUUAUGAAGAUGCAGAGAGUAAUAACUUCCUGCAUGAAUUACAUGAUCCUCAAAAUUUAGAAAAUGUAGGAACAGCAUUGCCAAAGCAUAGCUCGGUUUUCCAUUGGACUGAUUUAUCACUUGAGAAGAAGUCCUGUCCGUACUGUCCAGCAACAUUUGAAACAGGAGUUGGAUUGUCUAAUCAUGUCCGAGGGCAUCUUCACAGAGCUGGAUUAAGCUAUGAAGCCCGCCAUGUUGUUUCACCAGAGCAGAUAGCGACAAGUGACAAAAUGCAACAUUUCAAAAGAACUGUAACAGGAACCCCUGUUAAGCGAGUUAGAAAAGCUAUUGAGAAAUCUGAAACGUCUUCUGAACACACGUGCCAGCUUUGUGGUGGUUGGUUUGAUACAAAAAUUGGAUUAUCUAAUCAUGUGCGAGGACACCUGAAAAGGCUUGGUAAAACCAAGUGGGAUGCACACAAGUCUCCAAUUUGUGUUCUAAAUGAGAUGAUGCAAAAUGAAGAAAAAUAUGAAAAAAUCCUAAAAGCAUUGAACAGCCGCCGUAUUAUUCCCAGACCAUUUGUUGCUCAGAAACUUGCUUCAAAUGAUGACUUUUUAUCUCAAAAUGUAAUACCUCUUGAAGCAUACCAUAAUGGCCUAAAGACUGAAGAUAUAUCAGUGUCUGCAUCGGAAGAAGAUGGUCUGAGUUUCCUAAAUGAAUGUGAUGAAACAAAAACAGUACUACAUGAAAAAAAAAAUCAGUCACUUACACUGAUAGAACUUCUGAAAAAUAAAAGGUUAGGAGAAGAAAGAAAUCCUGAUAUUUCUCCUCAAAAGAUCCAUAAUCAAACUGCAAGAAAGAGGUUUGUUCAGAAAUGUGUUCUUCCAUUAAAUGAAGACAGUCCAUUGAUGUUUCAGCCGCAAAGAAUGGACUUGACUAUGCAGUCAGGUAUGCCUGUGAAGCUUAGAACGUGUGUGCAUUGCAAUACGACGUUUACAAGUGCUGUUAGUCUGUCCAACCACUUACGCGCUUAUGCACGAAAGAAGAGUGCUGGACUUUUGACUGGGACAGCCUUAGAUUGUAAGCAAAAAAAGUCAAGAUCGAGAUCUGGAAGCAAGAAAAAAUUGCUGCCAUUACCUCAUAGUGCUGAUGAAGUUUACAUUCUCCGAUGCAGGUUUUGUGGUCUGGUCUUUCGAGGACCAUUGUCUGUUCAGGAAGACUGGAUAAAGCACUUGCAGAGACACAUCGUCAAUGCAAAUCUUCCACGGACUGGGGCUGGCAUGGUUGAAGUCACAUCACUACUUAAAAAGCCUGCUUCAAUUACUGAAACUUCAUUUUCUUUACUGAUGGCAGAAGCAGCAUCAUAGAACAAUGAAACAUUUUAAA